CAGUCCCGGUUACCCCUCCAGCUGAUUCAAAGGUAUAAUCCAAGUGGUGGGGUAAUGGAAGACCUGUAAGUAAAAGAGAUCAAGCUUGUGACAUCGGCGAAACUUGAAAUAUUAAAACAAGUACAUAUUGGCCAGGGAGUGAAGAAGCCAUACAAUGUCCUUGAAGCCGCGGGUGGUGGAUUUCGAUGAGACAUGGAACAAGCUUCUGACAACGAUCAAGGCAGUUGUGAUGCUUGACUAUGUGGAGAGGGCUACGUGGAACGACCGCUUCUCUGACAUUUAUGCCUUGUGUGUCGCAUACCCGGAGCCACUAGGGGAAAGAUUGUACACAGAGACAAAAGUGUUUCUGGAGAAUCAUGUUGGGCAGUUAUACAAGAAAGUUCUGGAGUCAGAGGAGAAGGUUUUAGUGAUGUACCACAGAUACUGGGAGGAGUAUAGUAAGGGGGCAGACUACAUGGAUUGCUUGUACAGGUACCUGAACACACAGUUCAUAAAGAAGAACAAACUCACCGAGGCAGACUUGCAGUAUGGCUAUGGCGGGGUCGACCUGAAUGAACCACUUAUGGAAAUAGGGGAGCUGGCACUCGAUAUGUGGAGGAAGUUGAUGAUUGAGCCCCUUCAAGCCGUUCUGAUCCGCAUGCUGCUGAACGAAAUCAAGAACGAUCGGUGUGGUGAGGAUCCGAACCAGAAAGUAAUCCAUGGCGUCAUCAACUCCUUUGUUCAUGUUGAACAGUACAAGAAAAAGUUUCCUCUAAAGUUUUAUCAGGAAAUCUUCGAAGGGCCGUUUCUGACAAAAACAGGAGAGUACUACAAGCAAGAAGCCUCCAAUUUACUGCAAGAGUCCAACUGUUCACAGUAUAUGGAAAAGGUGUUGGGACGGUUGAAAGAUGAGGAAGUGAGGUGUCGGAAGUACCUGCACCCUAGCUCCUACGCCAAAGUCAUCCAUGAAUGUCAACAGAGGAUGGUGGCAGACCACCUGCAGUUCCUCCACGGGGAGUGUCAGAACAUCAUCCGGCAGGAGAAGAGAGAGGACAUGGCCAACAUGUACACCCUGCUGCGGGCUGUGGCCAGUGGCCUACCUCACAUGAUCCAGGAACUCCAGAUCCACAUCCACGACGAGGGCCUUCGAGCGACCAGUAACCUCUCUCAGGAAAACAUGCCAACCCUGUUUGUCGAGUCCGUGUUGGAGGUUCACAGUAAAUUUGUUCAGCUCAUUAACACAGUGCUGAACGGGGAUCAGCACUUUAUGAGCGCACUUGAUAAGGCUUUGACUUCAGUGGUAAACUACAGAGAGCCCAAAUCCAUUUGCAAAGCCCCAGAACUGCUUGCCAAGUAUUGUGACAAUCUGCUGAAGAAGUCCGCCAAGGGCAUGACGGAGAACGAGGUGGAGGACAAGCUGACCAGCUUCAUCACAGUGUUCAAGUACAUAGACGACAAGGAUGUGUUUCAGAAGUUUUACGCCAGAAUGCUUGCAAAGAGGUUAAUACAUGGCCUGUCUCUGUCUAUGGACUCGGAAGAAGCCAUGAUCAACAAACUAAAGCAAGCGUGCGGUUAUGAGUUCACUAGCAAGCUCCACCGAAUGUACACAGACAUGAGCGUCAGCGCCGACCUCAACAACAAAUUCAAUAACUUUAUCAAGACCCAGGACACCGUGGUGGACCUGGGGAUCAGUUUCCAGAUCUACGUAUUACAGGCAGGAGCCUGGCCCCUCACACAUGUCCCCUCUUCUACGUUUGCCAUCCCCCAGGAGUUGGAGAAGAGUGUACAGAUGUUUGAGAUGUUCUAUAAUCAACACUUCAGCGGGAGGAAGUUGACUUGGCUACACUAUCUCUGCACAGGCGAGGUCAAGAUGAACUACCUGUCCAAGCCCUACGUAGCCAUGGUGACCACCUACCAGAUGGCCGUGCUUCUGGCCUUCAACAGCGGCACCACGGUGGGCUACAAGGAUCUGCAGGACAGCACGCAGAUGAACGAGAAGGAGCUGCAGAAGACCAUCAGGUCCCUGCUGGACGUCAAGAUGCUCAACCAUGACUCCCAGAAGGAGGAGAUCGAGCCCGAAUCCACGUUUUCGCUAAAUAUGAGUUUCACCAGUAAAAGAACAAAGUUCAAGAUCACGACGUCGAUGCAGAAAGACACACCACAGGAGAUGGAACAGACGAGGAGUGCUGUGGACGAGGACCGCAAAAUGUAUUUACAAGCUGCUAUCGUGCGAAUCAUGAAGGCGCGCAAACUGCUCCGACACAACGCCCUCAUCCAGGAGGUCAUCAACCAGUCCAAAGCCAGAUUCAACCCCAGUAUCGCCAUGAUCAAGAAGUGCAUUGAGGUGCUCAUCGACAAGCAGUACAUUGAGCGCAGCCAGAGCUCAGCGGACGAGUACAGCUACGUGGCAUGAAUCAGGAGAGAGGGGCGGCGCUCACCCGCCAACAAGGAACAGAAAGAGAGAGAACGAGAGAGAGACCAUUCAUUUAUUUUUGGGACUGUCGCUGUCUCGUGUGUUCUCGUGGGGGGGGGGGGGGAGAGGGAGGGGGGCUGUGCCUCCAUCUUGGAAAAGGGUUAAAGAGACCACGCCAGACAACCAACCCCACCACCACAACACACCGCCCGACUCUUCUAACUGCCCCGCCCCUGACCCCACCCUCUUCGGCCCAAUCUGAUUUUAUGCUGUUUACAACAUCACCAGUGCCACGCACCAGUGCGUCAACAAGAAGAAAUGCCUCUAUAGCUAUUCGAGCGCCAAGCUGAUAAUACGUUUUUAGUCGACUAAACCGAAAAAAUAUAAAAAAAUUAAUUGGGGAAAAGACCUGUGACAUGGCAGGUGGAGACGAGAUGGAAACCAUGCUUUCUUUUCACACGUUUGCAGUUGUGUGUGUGUGUGUGUGUGUUUUCUCUCUUUCUUUUUUUAAUGUAUCGAAGUUAGAAAAAUAUUGUAAUAAAACUGGUAUACUGAUAAUUGUAUCUACUUUCAAAUGUAAAGAGAAAAAAAAACAAUUGAGGUGACAAACAUGAUCCCGCUGCUUGUCAAAUAAAUGAAUAAAAACACACGGUUUUUAUGUAAAA
This is a messenger RNA of Osmerus eperlanus (European smelt), 3057 nucleotides long. RefSeq names its product cullin 2 (gene cul2). The record is from RefSeq and is a predicted model, not a curated record. Bases 155 to 2392 code for a protein of 745 amino acids. Lineage: Eukaryota; Metazoa; Chordata; Actinopteri; Osmeriformes; Osmeridae. The transcript has 21 exons. Gene Ontology annotation, cellular component: Cul2-RING ubiquitin ligase complex; SCF ubiquitin ligase complex. Gene Ontology annotation, molecular function: protein-macromolecule adaptor activity; ubiquitin protein ligase binding. Gene Ontology annotation, biological process: SCF-dependent proteasomal ubiquitin-dependent protein catabolic process; protein ubiquitination.